This is a messenger RNA of Osmerus eperlanus (European smelt), 830 nucleotides long. It is a transcript of the gene eny2, whose product is annotated as ENY2 transcription and export complex 2 subunit. Gene Ontology annotation, biological process: regulation of transcription by RNA polymerase II; positive regulation of DNA-templated transcription; poly(A)+ mRNA export from nucleus. The coding region runs from base 385 to 675 and encodes 96 amino acids. NCBI's taxonomy places the organism in Eukaryota, Metazoa, Chordata, Actinopteri, Osmeriformes, Osmeridae. Gene Ontology annotation, molecular function: chromatin binding; transcription coactivator activity. The transcript has 5 exons. The record is from RefSeq and is a predicted model, not a curated record. Gene Ontology annotation, cellular component: DUBm complex; nuclear pore; SAGA complex.
UAUUUUGACGUCUAACCGUUUGAGAUCAUUUAUUAUCGAGGUUCUAAGGAUUCAUGCAAGUUAGAUUUGUUGUUUUAUUCUGGGUUCUGUCCUCUUGAAUGCGCUUGGACUAAGACGUUAUAUCCUCUGCAACCCUCAGACGCUCCGGGAGGAUUAAGUGUUUCAGUGGUUUCCUCCUUCCCUCUUUUCCACGUUCCGUCCUCUACUGAACUUCACGCUUCAACCAUAGAAGUCUGGAAGCGUACAGACGGAAGACACUUCCUCUGCUUUCUCCUGGAAGGAUGCUCCUCCUGCUCGUAUGAUCUUCUGGUCGGCGGGCUGUGGAGACACCUCCUUAGGCACCCUGCUCCUCUUCCUUCUCUUCAGAAAAGCAGGUUGAAGAAUAUGAGCAAAGAUUCCAGAAUGAGAGCAACAAUUAAUCAGAAGCUAACAGAAAUGGGAGAGCGGGAGAGACUGAAGGAGCUGCUGAGAGCUAAGCUGACUGAGUGCGGCUGGAAAGACCAGAUGAGAGCCCAUUGCAAAGAUGUGAUUAAGGAGAAGGGACUGGAGCAUGUCACUGUGGAGGAUCUGGUGGUAGAGAUCACCCCUAAAGGAAGAGCUCUGGUGCCUGACAGUGUAAAGAAGGAGCUGCUUCAGCGAAUCAGAGCCUUCCUAGCCCAGCACGCCACAUGCUGAGUGGACGUUUCUGAACGUUCUGUCAUGUUUACUUGGAGCCGGAGAGCUUAGUGUCCCUGUAUCAUAAUGAGGUCCUGUGUUGCUAUAUUUCAUCAUGAUGAUUUUUUGUAAAUUGAUUGUUUGAUUCGUGUUCAUUAAAGACCUUGUUUGUUUUA